This is a messenger RNA of Anopheles nili, 1344 nucleotides long. Its product is annotated as muscle-specific protein 20. The coding region runs from base 208 to 717 and encodes 169 amino acids. The record is from RefSeq and is a predicted model, not a curated record. The transcript has 3 exons. Gene Ontology annotation, molecular function: actin binding. Lineage: Eukaryota; Metazoa; Arthropoda; Insecta; Diptera; Culicidae. Gene Ontology annotation, biological process: actomyosin structure organization.
GGCGCACAGUUAAGUUGUUGAAUUUCUUAAGCAGUUUUGUUGAAUUUUUCUUAGUCUACUUGACAACCUUGAGCGACUUGGGUUGUGUUGGCUAUAAGUGUCUAGGUGUUGUAAUUUAAGAGAUCGUUUGUUAUUUUACUUAGCACCAGUUUAGCCAGUUAGCGUCGUUUUUCAUUUAGUCAAUCAACAAUAUCAAUCAAGAAUAAUAUGGCGCCACGAAACAAGGAACAAGAAUCCGAAGUGUUGCAAUGGAUUAGCGAUGUGUUGGGUGAAAAAUUACCCCCCGGAGCGUAUGAGGAUGUCCUCAAGGAUGGUGUUGUGCUGUGCAAGCUAGUCAAUAAGCUUGCGCCGGGUUCUGUGAAAAAGAUUCAGGAGCGUGGUACAAACUUUCAGUUAAUGGAGAAUAUUCAGCGCUUCCAGGCAGCAAUCAAAAAGUACGGCGUACCUGAGGAAGAAAUUUUUCAAACGGCGGAUUUAUUCGAACGGCGAAACAUCCCGCAGGUGACAUUAUGCCUUUACUCGCUAGGAAGAAUCACUCAAAAGCAUACGGACUACCAUGGACCCACUCUUGGUCCCAAGAUGGCAGACAAGAAUGAGCGCAAUUUUUCCGAAGAUCAACUGCGUGCUCAUCACGGAGAACUAAACCUUCAGAUGGGUUACAAUAAGGGAGCUUCGCAAGCGGGUCUAGGCUCAUUUGGCAAUUCCCGUCAUAUGUAGAAUAUUUGUCGUGUGCACUGGUGCUAAGUUUCAUGAAUGCAUAAAACGCGGCAUAAUCGGCUAUUCGGGAGGGUCGAGAAAUAGAAUAUUUGUGUUUUACAGUGCACAAUUAUGUAUCUUUAGCUAUAUGUAUACAUUCGCUGUUACAAAAUCAUCCGUUCGCAAACAUUUGGGAUUAACGAUCUGCGUCGAUCUGUCAUGGGUGCAUCAUUGCUAUUUUUAGACUAAAAACCGACAGUCGUUUGUAGUGGCGUCGUAUAUCUUUGGCACCUGUGGCUGUUCUUCGCACUCUCCUAUACUCCUACGCGUGCACUUACUAACCUUCAAAUUUAGGAUCUGUCUGUAAUCAAAAAGGUAAAUCUAUUAUGAGCGCUUAGAUACUUCUUGUUGUUGUUUUAAAUAGCUGUUACUUCCAAUACUUUUACUACUGUUGGUUGGCUUGAUGCUCCUUUAAUUUUUUUCAGCUCUAACGUUCUGGCAGAAGAAUCAUAAGCGCCACCAAGAUCGACGAUAUCUUGUGUUGAGCGCAGUCAUCUCUUAGGAUGAAAAUUUUAUAAAUACUUGCAGACAUCUUUUUUUGUAUGUGUAACAAUAAAUAAUAACUCAAUGGCUCUAUUGGUUUGAUCA